Molecule: messenger RNA, 1557 nt
Organism: Sceloporus undulatus (fence lizard)
Lineage: Eukaryota; Metazoa; Chordata; Lepidosauria; Squamata; Phrynosomatidae
Gene: NOSIP
Product: nitric oxide synthase interacting protein
Exons: 8
Coding region: 520-1401 (293 amino acids)
Cellular component (GO): nucleus
Molecular function (GO): ubiquitin protein ligase activity
Source: RefSeq, a predicted model, not a curated record
AGUAUAAGAGAGGUAAUUUAAGGAAGUAUAACAUGAAGCUAUACUUGUAAAUGAAGUUAUACCUGUUGAAAAUCUCUUGUAUGUAUAACAAUUAAAAGGACAAGAGACUAUGGUCAGAUUGUGUAAGUGCAUAACAUCUACCUAUGAUACAUCCGAGAAAUGUUGAGGAAGAUGAAGGGGGAAAUAGGUGUAGAAAUGUUUCUGUGGACCUUUCUGCCCAGCCACUCGAUUCUCUCUCCAUGCUUCCAGAUGUGAUGUUUGCCCAGAGGCUGGAAAAGCUAUUUGGUUUUGGAUUAUUGUUCUCAAAAUCCUUUAUUAGCAUGCAAGUUGGUGAUACUGGGAGCUCAAAUCCAAAAGUAAUUUCAGCAAGUGCUGGUUUUAUCUACUGCAUCCUUCACCAAGGCAGCUUUCCCGCUUCUAGCACUGUGAUGGCUCUGGCUUAACCAAAACAUCUCCUUUCUUGAAGGAAGAAGGAAAGGAAGAAGCUACUGGCCUCUUGGAUUGGCCAACUAAGCCUCCAUGACACGUCAUGGGAAGAACUGCACAGCAGGAGCUGUCUAUACUUACCAUGAAAAGAAGAAGGACACAGCUGCCUCUGGAUAUGGCACCCAGAAUGUCCGUCUGAGCAAAGAUGCUGUCAAGGACUUUGACUGCUGCUGCCUCUCUCUGCAGCCUUGCAAGGACCCUGUUGUGACCCCUGAUGGAUAUCUGUAUGAAAAAGAAGCUAUUCUAGAGUACAUUCUACAUCAGAAAAAAGAGAUUGCUCGGCAGAUGAAGGCCUAUGAGAAGCAGAAGAAUGAGAAAAAGGCAGAGAUGGCAGAGUUGAGCAAAGCUGCCAAAGAAUCCAAGGUGAAGAGCUUCCUGGACAAAGAACUAAGCAUCGUCAGCAAGCCUCUCAACCCUUUUGAUCGUACGUCAGGAGAUUCUGAACCUGGACCCAGCAGUGAAGACAAAGACAAAGACAAAAAACUGCCCAGCUUCUGGAUCCCUUCACUGACCCCUGAGGCCAAGACCAAAGUCAUCCCAAAGCCAGACAAGUGUGUGUAUUGUCCCAUGAGCAGGAAGCCCCUGAAGCUGAAGGACCUGAUUCCAGUGCAUUUCACCCCUGUUGACCCUAGUGUGGAUCGUGUAGGGCUUAUCAACCGGCAAGACCGCUAUGUCUGUGCAGUCACACGAGACAUGCUUGGAAACUCUGUCCCUUGUGCUGUACUCCGUCCAUCGGGCUCUGUGGUCACUCUGGAGUGUGUGGAGAAACUCAUCAAAAAGGACAUGGUUGAUCCAAUGAAUGGGGAGAAGCUGACUGAAAAGGAUAUAAUUGUCCUACAGCGGGGUGGCACAGGAUUUGCAGGUUCAGGUGUGGAACUGGAGGCCAAGAAAGCCCGCCCAGUUAUGCAAGCUUAACACUCUCAGACAACUGUCCUCUCAGAGGAGGUAUUUUUGCCUUUUUGUCCUGGUGAUGAUCUGCUACCCUCAAACAGCAUAUAGUGCAUAUAAACUGAAAGAGAUAACAAUAUUGUAGUCUUUGUAAUUUUUGUAAAUAAAUGCUGUUUUUAUGUA